Lathyrus oleraceus (garden pea) is the source of this 777-nucleotide messenger RNA. RefSeq lists its product as uncharacterized. Bases 1 to 777 code for a protein of 258 amino acids. Gene Ontology annotation, molecular function: DNA helicase activity. The transcript has 2 exons. The record is from RefSeq and is a predicted model, not a curated record. Gene Ontology annotation, biological process: DNA repair; telomere maintenance. NCBI's taxonomy places the organism in Eukaryota, Viridiplantae, Streptophyta, Magnoliopsida, Fabales, Fabaceae.
AUGACAGGGUCGAAAUCUUCAAACAUAAUAUUUGGAGGAAAGAUUGUUGUCUUCGAUGGUGAUUUCCGGAAAAUUCUACCAGUUAUACCAAGGGAAAUUCGUUCUGAUUUUAUUCAUGCCACUAUUAAUUCAUCAUACAUAUGGGAUCAUUGUAAGGCUCUCAGGCUUACAAAGAACAAGAGACUUCAACGGUCCAGUAUCUUUGAAUUGGAACAAUUUUCAAACUGGAUAUUACAAGUUGGAAAUGGAAAAUUGGAUGAACCUAAUAAUGGCUAUGCAAAUAUUUCCAUUCCUUCGAAAUUGUUAAUCACUGAAUUUGAAGAUUCCAUCCAAUCCAUUAUCCAAUUCGCAUAUCCAAACUUUGAACAAAAUUACCAGAAUGAACAUUUCUUACAAUGUAGAGUAAUUUUGGCAGGAACCAUUGAGAUAGUUGAUGUUAUCAACCAGUAUAUUUUAGGUUUGAUUCAAGGAGAAGAAAGGGAAUAUUUAAGCUCUGAUACAGUGGACAUAUAUGAUGUCAAUGGCAAUGAAGCUUUUGAUGUUUUGACCAUAAAAUUUAUUAACAUACUUACAACAUCGGGUCUUCCUAAUCACCAGAUUACAUUGAAGAUCGGCACACCAAUAAUGCUUCUCAGAAAUAUUGACCAGUCUGAGGGACUUUGCAAUGGAACACAACUUAUUUUAACAAGAUUGGAAAAGCAUGUUAUAGAAGCAAAUAUUAUAUAUGGAUAUUCCAUAAAUGGACAUUUCUUCUACACAGUCGCCAUAUUUGUUUAA